AUGAAGCAAGAUCUGUUCAGAUACCUUCCAUCAGAAAUCUUCAUUGAUAUCCUACUGAGACUCUCUCUUGAAAAUAUUUCAACUUGCAAAUGUGUCUGCAAACCAUGGCUCAAUCUGAUUGAGAGCGAUGCUUUUCUAAAGUCCAAUCUUUCUAAAUUCUCCCCCGCCCUAGCCGUCUCCAUUGUGGGGACAGAUUCAAAUUGGUUCAAUGUUUUCAAAUUGGAGGACGAGCAUGAGCCCAAGCAUAAGCACAAGAAGGAUCCAAUUAUCAAGUUUAAUUUCCCUCAAGCAUCAACAAUACAAGGUUCUGUCAACGGUUUGCUUCUUUUGAAAAAUCCUUUUCGUAGUCAUCUUUAUGUAUGUAAUCCGACUACCCGUGAAUUCGUCGAGCUCAGUGGGCGUCUUACUCGUCCUCGGGCAGAUUGUUAUGGAUUUGGAGUGAGUAGAAUAAGCGGACAACAUAAGAUUGUCUAUUUUAACCCUAAGUAUGACGGAUGUCAUGUAUACACUCUUGAAGCAGGAUCUUCGUGGAGAUGCGUUGAAGUCGCUUCACCCUCGUUUGAUUGUUGCCACAACUCCAAUGGUGCAUUUGUUAGUGGUAAUCUCCAUUGGUUAGUUUCAAAUCUAUGGAGGGAGCCUCCUUAUAUUUGUUGUUUUGAUAUUGAGACAGAAUGUUUUAGCACCUUCUCUGCGCCCGUCGAAAAUUUUGAGAGAGGUUUGUAUGCUUGGAAGGGAAAGUUGUAUACUUUGGGGGGUCGCCUGUGCUUUUGUGAUGAUGAUCCAUUCGACCAUGAUGGUGUUUAUGUGGUCUGGUUGUUGAAUGAAUACGAAACAGUUGAUAAAUGUUGGUGCCAGGGAGCUUGA
This is a messenger RNA of Salvia splendens (bonfire salvia), 864 nucleotides long. RefSeq names its product putative F-box protein At3g16210. The record is from RefSeq and is a predicted model, not a curated record. NCBI's taxonomy places the organism in Eukaryota, Viridiplantae, Streptophyta, Magnoliopsida, Lamiales, Lamiaceae. Gene Ontology annotation, molecular function: protein binding. The coding region runs from base 1 to 864 and encodes 287 amino acids. The transcript has 2 exons.